Molecule: messenger RNA, 1598 nt
Organism: Zingiber officinale
Lineage: Eukaryota; Viridiplantae; Streptophyta; Magnoliopsida; Zingiberales; Zingiberaceae
Product: zinc finger MYM-type protein 1-like
Exons: 5
Coding region: 1-1314 (437 amino acids)
Cellular component (GO): proteasome core complex
Source: RefSeq, a predicted model, not a curated record
AUGGGAAGUUAUAACUCAGUGCAUAAUAAAUCUGCAAAAUCAGUUGUUGAUGUGAUGAAUAUUCAAAAGAAUCGAUUAAGACUUACUGCAACAAUUGAGAGUGUCCGUUGGCUUAGUUUGCAAGCAUGUGGAUUAAGAGAUCAUGAUGAAUCUUCAACUUCUCAAAAUUGUGGUAAUUUCAUCGAGAUGCUAAAACUUUUGGGAAAAUGGAAUGCUAGUAUUGACGAUGUAAUCUUAGAGAAAGCACCGGGAAAUGCAAAAUAUACCUCACCAGAAGUUCAAAAAGAAAUCUUGCAUAUUAUUGGUAAUAGAGUCAGAAACAAAAUUCGUGCUGAAAUUGGAGAUUCUAAGUUUUGUAUUUUGGUGGAUGAAGCGAAGGAUAUAUCUAACAAAGAACAGAUGGCUAUAAUUUUGAGAUUUGUUGAUGCUCAUGGUUUUUUACGGGAUCGUUUUUUCCAAAUUGUGCAUGUUCAUGACACCACAGCUGCAACACUUAAGAAAGAAAUAUGUGAUGUCCUCACCAGAUAUAAUCUAGAAAUACACAAUAUUCGGGGUCAAGGGUAUGAUGGUGCUAGUAACAUGUGUGGUGCUUUUAAUGGAUUGCAAGCUUUAUUUCUUAAAGAUUGCCCCUAUGCAUAUUAUAUACAUUGUUUUGCCCAUCGACUCCAACUAGCGUUAGUUGCAGCUGCUGAAAAUGAGAUCUCUAUAUGGCUUUUCUUUUCAAAUUUGACGACUAUUGUUAAUCUUGUUACAUCUUCGUCCAAACGCAAUGCUGAGUUACAAUCUGCUCAAGUUAAUGAAAUUACACGUUCUGUUGUUCCUGGUGAACGCGAGACUGGACGAGGAGCUAAUCAGAUUGGUACUUUGCAUCGAGUAGGAACUACUCGUUGGAGCUCCCAUUUUGAUUCUAUUUGCGACUUAAUAGAUAAGUAUAAUGCAACUAUUAAUGUGCUUGAAAAUAUUAUCAUUGAUGGUUCCUCUACUUCGAUGCGUGGGGAAGCUGUCCUGUAUUUCAAUGUUUUGCUUCAAAUGUUACAUGCUAUAAAUUGCAGGUACUAUACCGAUCCAUCUGGCACAUUCUGGCAAUGCAAUGCAAAAGCAAUAGGAUCUGGAUCCGAAGGAGCUGAUAGUUCUCUUCAAGAGCAAUACAACAAGGACCUGUCCCUUCUGGAAGCUGAAACUAUAGCUCUUUCCAUCCUGAAACAAGUCAUGGAAGAAAAGGUAACCCCUAAUAAUGUUGACAUUGCAAAGGUGGCUCCUACUUACCAUCUAUAUACACCUGCCGAGGUUAAAGAUGUCAUUUCUCGCCUUUGAUCGGCAAGGCCAUUUAUCUUGUUAUCUGCGUUUCUUCGUACUUCAUACUACUUGCUAGAUUGCUGUUUAAUUGUGCUGGAUGCUGUGACCUUAUUGUGUUCUGGUUGCUUAUCCACUGAACCAUAUUCCGUUCAAAGAAGUUUAGUAAUGUCAUCUGCAAUUUCUCUAAAAGUUUUAUUCCCUUGGAGUCUAUGCUGUGAAAUUAUAAUAUGUCAUCUCUCAUUUUUCACAUUCGCAGUGAAACAAUUAAUAGCUCACAAAAAAUAGCUGAAGGUUGAAUUUUA